CUUGUAAAUAUAAGAGGCGCAUCGGGUGUGAUCAAAAAAUUCAAAUGACGUGCCAUGGUCCUUUUGGCUAAAGAUUCAGUUCUUGUUUUUGGCUCUUGUAGUCUGCGUCUUUUCACUGGUCUUUCAUCUGGAUUAAGACUGUACAUUCACAAUCAAGAGUGAGAAAUCAAAGGGGGAGAUAGUAAGGCAAGUUGGGUAAUGAUGGAAUGAUAAAUGUUGGCCAAUUAGAGCUUAAGGAACCUGCAUGAAUUUCGUGCACUACUUCUAAGCAAUAAAAAUGCUGGGUUUUUUACUAUUCAACUCUUUUAAUUGAUCCAGCCCUGUAGGGUAAACACAAAUGCAAAACCUACAAGAAGGCUUCAGGGACUCUUUUUGGCUAUCAUCUUCUUCUAUUACAAAUGUGUCUUCCCACUCCGUACCUUCUGUAAAUACAGAGUCCAACAUUCCGAACUAUAUAGCGGGUGUUACCAAACUUUUCCACAGGUUGACAUCUUGCAUCAGCGAGAAUAAGUCCAUCAUCGAGUAUGUCCAAUGUCGAAUGGACACUGAAAAAGCUUGUGCUGAGUUAUUUGAAAGAAGAGCGCAAAAUAAUUUGAAGAGUCAAGUUGAUAUAACAACAUCAGAUAUGAACGCUACUUUGACAGGUGCGUUCACAAUGUUGUGCAACGAGGCGAAAGAAACAGCACAUGCGCACCGCGUAUGUGCCAGCUUAAUGGAGCAGGAUGUUUUGGAACCAUUAUCCGAUUUCACAAAUUAUUUUGAAGAACAGUUGAAUAUAAAGAAGUCCGAGAUUGAAGACAAGAUACAUGACUUUGAGCAUGCUGCUCAAGCCGUUUUGUUACUUCGAUCGGUUUAUUGGUCAAGGUGCCGAGCAUUAGAGAUAGCUAGCCCUGAUUUUAGGCCGCCUUUACCAAUAGGAUUUUACGAAGAAGAGGAAGACUUAGAUAUUGUGGAUCAUAAUGACGCUGAUAUAUAUAGUGAAAAUGAUGAUUUCAUGCAGAGUGAUACAUUUGUGAGCGGGCGGCGCCGAUCUAGCUCUGUCACCUCGGAACUCAAUGUGGAUAAAGGAGGAGUUAGGUUGGGUAAAUUUACGAUUGUGCCCUAUCAAGCAGUGGCACAAUCUAUUAAUCGAAUGCAAAAACUGAUCGAGGGUACCCUACAGAAUACGACAGCUAUACACCAAAAGAAGUACCGAGGACAGAGAAUUUUUGAAUAUAUACGUGAUUAUUUCGCCUCGCCACCACCCGUCUUACAGCAACAUCAAGAGAAUCAGAAUCUUUCUAUUGAUACAGAAGCUUUUGAAAUAUGCCAGCAUUUAAUCAGCCUGAAAUUUUUGAAGGCUGCAACCUUAAAAGAUAGUGGGCCUUUCAAUUUGGAAAAAUUUUAUGUGAUACAGCAAAAUGUCGUAGAUCGAUAUAUAAGGAAGACGCGUGUUAGACGCAGUGUGGACCAAGGAAUAGGAGUUGAUGUCUCAAAUAAUGAUAAUGAUUCUGAGACAACCACUUUGGCAGUUCCUUCAUCUUCGCCAACGAAUGCUGCAACUACUGAUCUUAUCAGUAACAUUUUUUCUGGAAAGAAGGGAAACACUAAAAAAGUCUCACUUUCAGAUUCGGCAGCGAAAGCACACAGUGAAAUGUUAGAAGCAGAUAAAGCUUACAAGAAAAAGAUACAGACGCUUGAAACGUCGAGAAAAAAGCUUGAAGAAAAUCUGCUUGCCUACUUUGAUGACAUCGAACAGUUAGAGAAGGAGAGAGUUGAUUCAAUAAAGCAAGCGUUCACAGCAAUGGCUACUGCACUAAAAGGCACUGUACCUAUGUUACAAGAAACAUACAACAGUAUAUCACUUGUUCAAGAAACCUUAAAAUCUGAACAAGACAUUCAAUAUAUCGUAGAACAGAAUAAGUUGGGUCCUUAUUGUCCAAAACCAUAUAUCUACGAAAAUUAUUAUUAUGGCUCGGCUAUAGACCAAAUAUUUGGUGUACCAUUAGAAGAAGUAGCUCAAAUUUACGGAACUUACGUACCACCUAUCAUCAGUAAAGGCAUAAAGCUUAUAGAAGAAGGCCUACGACCAGAUGAAGCAGACAUCACUUGGUCUAAACUGAUACCAAUGGAGGAAAUGAAUAGAAUUAUUGAGCAGAUCAACAAUUUAGCUGGAUCUAAAUUGAAGAAAAAGUUAGAAGAGUUUGACAAUCUUAUCAUCCUAGCAAACAUUAUUAGGGUCUACCUGUUAGAAUUACCCGAAUGUCUAUUGACGUACGACUUAUACGAACCCAUCAAGAUUUUGUAUGCUUCCCAAUACCAUGAUGACGAAAGCCGACUACUAUCCAUUAGUAAAUUAUUAGCUACUUUGCCUUCGCCAAAUUACUAUACCUUAAAAGCGUUAUCCAAACAUCUAAACAAAACAUUAAAGGAAAUGAAAACCGAUAAACUAUUGAAUCAUCUUAUAUCCAACUUUGCUCAUAUAUUGAUGCGACCAAAAGUAUCCACGCCUGUAAAUGUCCAUGAUCGCCACCCUAAGCGAAUUGUACGCGACUUGUUUACACAAUACGAUAUUCUUUUUACGAAGAAUAUGAAUUUGGUACAAAAAUCUAACGAGUCAAGAUCAGCUAUUGUAGCUAAUGAUGAAUCCUAUUUUGCAGCUACAUUUGAAUCAGCGCCAAGUCGGUUCCAGCAGCAGCCUCCAGAAACAAAUACGAGUACAGAAUCAACUCUUAAACGUACAUUUUUUAGUAUGAUACGGCAUAAUUCGUCCAGUGCCUUGAAUACCAAUUAUAACCGACAAAAUAAGAGUAACAAUAUAAGCUCAUCUGUAUCUACAAUUAAUAGUAAUGCUGGCCCACCUAUCGUUCCACAUUCAGCUACGAGCAUCACUUUAUUUGAGGACCCUGAGUUUAAUGAAGAUGAUACAUUGUACACUAAGCAGCAAAAUAGCAAUCCAUUGAUACAUGUUACAGAAUUUUGUAAAAAUGACGAGGAUCUGAAUGGCCAGACGGUUAAAUUCGAUAAAAUUAGCAAUAGACAGAACAAAAAGGAAGAGGAUGAUGACGUAUCAUACAAGACGAACGUCUCUUUUAUGCUAAAUAUGGAAGCUCAGGAUGAUGAUGCUAUUGAAAUCAAUACUGUAAAUGAUGAUAUGGUAACAGCGUCUAGUUCUGCUGCUGCUUCACCAACAACGGCUAAUACAAAAGAGGUAAUAAAAACGCGCUCGCGUUCCUCCACAAAAGACACGUUAGAAAAUAUAGCGUUGGACCCCUUUUUUGAAGAUUGAAACUUUCUUAAACGAUUAAAAGAAAUGCAUAACCAAAUCCAAAUGUACACAACCAAAUCCGAAUAUACACUAACAACAAACAUCCAUAAAAUUAGUAGCUUAUAAGACAUACAAGAAAUAUAUUCUGUACA
Molecule: messenger RNA, 3399 nt
Organism: Mycotypha africana
Lineage: Eukaryota; Fungi; Mucoromycota; Mucoromycetes; Mucorales; Mycotyphaceae
Exons: 5
Coding region: 338-3268 (976 amino acids)
Biological process (GO): small GTPase-mediated signal transduction; cytoskeleton organization
Cellular component (GO): cell division site; plasma membrane; cytoplasm
Molecular function (GO): GTPase activator activity
Source: RefSeq, a predicted model, not a curated record